UGUAAUACCUUUGAGACUAACUAAAGACUACUACUACUGAAAUAAAAAAAAAACAUUACAUCCACAGCAUUCCCCUCGUCUACCAAGACCUUAUUUUGUGGGUCUCGGAUGAAAGAACUUUCCUGACCAUCUAGUGUAAGUUUGGUCAUUCGUGUACCUUCUUUCAGGGAAGAAAUAUGGUUGCUUGCUGGAGUGUUCCACAUUUCUUUUUGUCCAUAUAGUAUAAUAAUUGUUAACUCAAUAUCAUGACAUUACAGAAUUUGGGAGCAGCGCCUGACCUUGAGCCUGAGAAAGAAGGAGAAAAAUUGACCCUGUUGCCAACCUCAUUGGACAUCAAUUCAAAGAUGGAUGAACCAGACACAGCUGGUCCUGAAGCAGGAAGAGGCCUCGAUGUCAUGAGUGCUGGGAGCAAUGGAGAAUACUGGGAAAGAAUGGUGCUGGGUGAAGACCUUGCCAGCUCAGACAUACAGUAUCAGCGCUUCAGGCAGUUCUCCUAUGGGGAGGUUGAGGGACCCCGAGAGGUUUGCAGCCGACUCCAUGAUCUCUGUCGUCAGUGGCUGAAGCCAGAGAAACAGACCAAAAAUCAGAUGCUGGACCUGGUGGUCCUGGAGCAGUUCUUGAGCAUCCUGCCCCCAGAGAUGGCAAACUGGGUGAGGGAAUGUGGGGUGGAAACCUGUUCCCAGGCAGUGGCACUAGCAGAAGGUUACAUGCUGAGUCAGAAAGAGGAGAAAAAGCAGGAAGAGCACCAGGUGAAAGGGUUCUCUGUGGAAAGUCAAUCUGAUUUUCCUGCUUCAGAGAAGGCUUCAUCAGCUGCCAUGCAAAGUUCCCAGCAAAGAAACACCGUUUUGCAAGGAGUUGGAACAGCGCUGUCAACAAUGACUCAGUUGCCUCUUCUUUCUUCUGAUGGAGAGGAACCAUAUCAAGCUCCAGUGACCUUUGAGGAGGUGGCUGUGUCUUUCUCUGAGGAGGAGUGGGCCCUGCUGGAUCCUGACCAGAGAGCCCUGCACAGGGACAUUAUGGAGGAGACGUGUGGGGUUAUGGCUUCUCUUGGUAACUGGAGGGAAGGAAAUAUGCAUGGCAAGCAUGACAAUUCUCUUUGGAAAAACGUGGAGUUCCCAAGUUACGAGCAAGCCCGCCCAGAAGAAAAAGGUUAUACUGGUGAGAUGGUCUGGACAUGCACCAGAUGUGGGAGAUGCUUUAUCCAAAAGAUGGCACUUGUGUGUCACACGGUGGUCCAGCCUGGAAACAAACAUUUUGGAUAUGAACUCUCUGUGAAGGAUUUUGGCUACAAAUUGCGUUACCUGAGCCACCAGGUGAUCUACACAGGAAAGAGAGAACACAAAUGCAAGGACUGUGCAAAGUAUUUUGCCAGCAGUUCAUCACUUGUGAAAUACCAAAGAAUCCGCACAGGUGAGAAAUCAUACAACUGUACCGAGUGUGGGAAAUGCUUUGUUUGCAAGUCAGGACUAGUAAGGCACCUCAUGGCCCACAGGGGGGAGAAACCCUUCAAAUGCCAGGAAUGUGAUAAAUGUUUUAUCUCCAGGUCAGAUCUUGUGAGGCACCUGAGAGUCCACACAGGAGAGAAGCCAUACAAAUGUGAAGAGUGUGGGAAAUAUUUUGCUUCCAGUUCAGUGGUGAAGCACCUGAGAAUCCACUCGGGAAAUAAACCCUACAAAUGCCAGGAGUGUGAAAAAUGUUUUGCCUGCAAGUCAGACCUUGUGAGGCACCAGAGAGUCCACACAGGGGAGAAACCAUUCAAAUGCGAAGAGUGUGAAAAAUGUUUUAUUUCCAAGUCAGGACUUGUGAACCAUGAGAGAGUCCAUAGAGCAGAGACAUCAUACAGUUGUCAGGAGUGUGGCAAAUGUUUUUCACGGAAUUCACACUUUUUGACCCACUUGAAAGUCCACACAGGAGAGAGGCCAUUCAAAUGCCAGGAGUGUGGGAAGUGUUAUAUUGAAAAUUCACACCUUCUCUUCCACCAAAGACUCCACACAGGAGAGAAACCAUACAAGUGCCAGGAGUGUGGGAAGGGUUGUACUCGCAGGUCAGAACUUGAAAUCCACCAGAGAGUCCACACAGGAGAGCGACCAUACAAAUGCCAGGAGUGUGGGAAAGGUUGCAGUCGCAGGUCUGAACUUGUAAUCCAUCAGAGAAGUCACACAGGAGAAAGACCAUACGGAUGCCAGGAAUGUGGAAAACGUUUUGUUUGCAAAUCAGAACUUGUGAAACACCAGAGAAUCCACACAGGAGAGAAACCGUACCAAUGCCAUGUAUGUGGGAAAUGUUACACGCAAAAUUCACACCUUCGCUUCCACUGGCGAGUCCAUACAGGAGAAAAACCAUACAAAUGCCAGAAGUGUGGGAAAAGUUUUGUUCACAGUUCAUAUCUUGUGAGUCACCAGAGACUGCACACAGGAGAGAGACCGUACAAAUGCCUCGUGUGUGGGAAAUGUUUUAUUCGGAAUUCAAAUCUUGUGAAGCACCGGAGAGUCCAUGCAGCAGAAAAACAAUUAAAAAGCCAACUGUGAGGAAAAUGUUCUUUUAUAUCAGAGCUUUGAACACAUCAGAAUUCACAGCAUCAUACAUUUACAGCCAGUCCUCCACAUUUGUGGCUUUGACUUUUUUGGAUAUGAUUAUUAGUGGAUUUGAUUAAUAAGUUAUCUCUAGGAAUCUCUAGGUCCUCCAGUGUGACUCUGCUGAAAGUUGGCCAUAGAGUUAUUAUUAUUAUUAACCUUUAUUUAUAAAGCGCUGUAAAGUUGUACAGAAGAAUGUAGAGAUUCCAAAAGAAAACACUUCUCUAAGCUUUUUGUGGGUUUUUCGGGCUCUGUGGCCAUGUUCUAGAAGAGUUUAUUCCUGACGU
Molecule: messenger RNA, 2860 nt
Organism: Sceloporus undulatus (fence lizard)
Lineage: Eukaryota; Metazoa; Chordata; Lepidosauria; Squamata; Phrynosomatidae
Product: zinc finger protein 883-like
Exons: 5
Coding region: 246-2528 (760 amino acids)
Biological process (GO): regulation of transcription by RNA polymerase II; central nervous system development
Cellular component (GO): nucleus
Molecular function (GO): DNA-binding transcription activator activity, RNA polymerase II-specific; RNA polymerase II cis-regulatory region sequence-specific DNA binding
Source: RefSeq, a predicted model, not a curated record